This is a messenger RNA of Gryllus bimaculatus (two-spotted cricket), 1214 nucleotides long. The record is from the annotation of a GenBank genome assembly. Lineage: Eukaryota; Metazoa; Arthropoda; Insecta; Orthoptera; Gryllidae.
UGACGUGGUUGGCGUUUAUUUGUCACUGGCUCGUGUGAGCUUGUGUUUGUGGUCUGGAUUGUAGUUGUGCGCGGAGUUCGCGUGCUGUCUUUGUGUAUUUGACGUGGGACUUAGUGUUUUGAAAAGACAAUGAAGUGGUUUAGUAUAUGUGUGUUGUUUUUAAGUAUAUUGGUUGGAGGCUCCUUUGCAGAAUUUUCUGCUGAGGACUGCUGGGCUGUGGGACUAAACAAAGCAAAUUUACUGUGUUCUUCCUGUGAUCAGUUAGCUAGUUAUGAUCUUAAUAUAUUAAAAGAACACUGUUUACAAUGUUGCCAAAGAGAUGAAAAUGCAUUUCCUGUUAGGAGGUAUGCUCAGGCAAGAUUGGAAGUUUGUACUUGCAAGUUUGGUGCUUAUCCACAAAUUCAAGCAUUCAUCAAAAGUGAUCGACCAUCUAAAUUUCCCAACUUGACAAUUAAGUACGUUCGAGGGCUUGAUCCUAUCAUUAAGUUAAUGGACCAAGAGGGCAAUGUUCAAGAUGUUCUGGCUAUAGAUAAAUGGAAUACAGAUUCUGUUGAAGAAUUUUUACGGACUCAUUUAGAAAUGCCAAAUGACUUAAGUGAUGAUGACUACAGACAGAGCAACAUGAUAUAACAUACUGAGGUGCUUAAUUCAUCUACUCUUGAACAUUUGCUAUCGAGCGAUACCAUGUAGUUCAGUUGUGGACUGAGUGUUUGUUUGAGCACUUCACAACACCACUACAGAAAACUCCUUUGCCAGAUACAUUAUCAAUAUGUAUUUAUGAUAUACAUGCUUUUUUUGUAUAUUGUGUAAAUGUAAUUCUGAAGACAUUGUGAUAUAAUGUAUCAAAUUGCCAACACCUUUUGUACACUUAUGUAUUUUUUAGUGUAUACAUAAAGUUCAAUGUAAAUUCUGAAUUUCUAUUUAAUUUCGUAACCUGUACAAAUUUAUAGUGUAUUGCAUCAGUGAAUGCUUUCGGAUAAUGUUAUUUUGUUCAAUUUUGCUUGUUUUUUCUCUCCUUUUAAGGAAUUGCUAUUUCAUUCAAUGAAUAUUUUUUCCAAAAUGUGUAUAGUUUCCACGUUACAGUGAAAUCAUGACAAUAAAAGAAAUAAGCAAACAAGUCUUUUUUUCUUCUUCAAAUUUUAUCUUGAAAUAUUUUUCUCAAAUAUAGCAAAGUUGUUAUUUAUAUGUGCAAUUUUCAUUAAAACAUCUGAAAU